This is a messenger RNA of Chinchilla lanigera (long-tailed chinchilla), 6507 nucleotides long. RefSeq names its product microtubule-associated protein 9 (gene Map9). Gene Ontology annotation, biological process: mitotic spindle assembly; regulation of mitotic cytokinesis; mitotic cytokinesis. NCBI's taxonomy places the organism in Eukaryota, Metazoa, Chordata, Mammalia, Rodentia, Chinchillidae. The coding region runs from base 547 to 2481 and encodes 644 amino acids. The record is from RefSeq and is a predicted model, not a curated record. Gene Ontology annotation, cellular component: astral microtubule. The transcript has 14 exons. Gene Ontology annotation, molecular function: microtubule binding.
GCAGCUUCGGGUACCCGAGAGACAGGACGGCGCGGAAGUGACUUCCUCCCGGGACGCUGUUGCCUAGCAACCGCCGUCCACCUCCGCCUUUGGUCCCGCCCCCCCAGCCGGGCUGAGUGCGGGAUCCGGAGUGCGGCCGACCGGGCCUGAGACCCCGCGCGGCCUCGGGGUCCUGGCGCCCGCGGCUGCGGAGGCCGGGUGGGCGCAGAGCCAGGAGCCGCGCAAACAGGACGCCGCCGCCGGGUCGGCCCAGCUUCCCGCAGCGGGAAGGCGAGCUCGGCACAGCCCCUCUGGAAGCUCCGGCACCCGGCCUGGCUAGCGGCUCGUGAGCGGAGGGGGCGCGAGGGAACAGCGCCGGCUCCGCGGGGCGCAGCGCACCGCUCCCCGAGACGGAGCCCUGUGCGGUGGGGGUGUGCGGCUCAAGGCUGUGCCCCGCGGCCGCCUCGGUGGCCUUUGGAGUGCAGAGCGGCCGUGCUCCACCAUUGCAGGUUGAAUGAAUUAGUCCAACCAUUUAUUAACUAAUUGAGGGAGAAGAAAAAAUACACUAUGGCUGACGAAAUUUUCAGCACAACUUUGGCUUAUACGAAGAGUCCAAAAGUUACCAAAAGAACUACUUUCCAGGAUGAGCUGUUAAGAGCAAUCAUAGCCCGCUCGGCCCGGCAGAGGAGCUCAGAGUACUCAGACGACUUCGAGAGUGACGUUGUUUCCUUAGGUGAUUUUUCUGAUACCUCAGUAGAUGAAAAUUCAGUUAAGAAAAAAGUGAAUGAUUUUCAUCUGUCAGACGAUGAGGAAAAGAAUUCUCCACGGCCAUCUUUUUUGAAAACCAAAAAAUGGAACAGUGACAUAACGAGAGAGGAGCCAGAAGUCGUGGUCAAGGACAGCGAAAAAAUGGCACGUGAUGUUUGUGAAGAUACACUUGCAGAUUCCUUCUCGGAAUCUCAAAGUAAAGAUCAAGAAAUUGAGAAACAGAGAAUUACAAUAAAACCAAAACCCAGGAGUCUCCCAACCAAAAGCACCUCUUCGGCAGAAAAUAGCAGUCUCGAAACAGAUGAACACUUUAAGCCUUUACCUCGACCAAGGAGCAUGUUAAAAAGGAGAAGCCACGUGGAAGAGAAGGAAGAACUAGGAGAAGAGAAAGAAAUCGCCCUCAGUGAUGGCUUGGAUUCUGCGCCUUCCUCCCUUCCUGAGCUGGGUGUCAGGCAGCUGGAAGCUGAGAAAGACGAAUUCUCUGAAAACCUUGGUCUUGAGGAUCCGUCAUUUAAAAGCCCGUCGUCAUCCCUUAAAGACAGCCUUGGAAGGUGCUUUCCACCAGGAUCUGAGGAGAAGAUGUCCAGAAAAGAUCAGAAUGAAGAAGUCACUGAAAACCAUCAUUCCUGGGAACUAAAUGGAAACGAAGACAAUGCGGUUUUGAUGGACUGUGUCGCUCCUGAACUUGAGAACCCCGAGGAAAGUGAGGGGGCCACCGACGGCCGUAAAGAAGACGAGGAGGAAGCUGGGCCGGGGCGGGAGGAGGUUUUCGCAGCUGCACCCCGGCUGCCCAGAUCUCCAGGGCCCAUCGGGCCUGCCGACGCCACGGCCCCCGCACAGAAAACAGUGGAAGACAGAAUCACGAAGAGUAAAAAGUCAACAACGAAUAGAGCAUCCAGUGCGUCUGCCCGAUUAAUGACUUCUGAGUUUGUGAAGAAAUCCAGUUCUGUAAGGAGAACUCCAGGGUCAACUACCUCUUCCCAGUACUUAGGGACUUUGAAAGUCUUGGACCAAAAGCCUUCACAGAAGCAGAACCUCGAGCCUGACAAAGCAGAUCACAUAAGGGCAGCUGUUUACCAGAAGUGGUUAGAAAAGAAAAAUGUACACUUACAUGAAAAGAACAGAAUAAAAAGGAUAGAAAGUGAAAACUUAAGGAUCCAAAAUGAACAGAAAAGAGCUGCUAAGAGAGAAGAAGCAUUAGCAUCAUUUGAGGCCUGGAAAGCUAUGAAAGAAAAGGAAGCGAAGAAACUAGCUGCCAAAAAGAGGCUUGAGCAGGAGCACAAGAGGAAGGCCGAGGAGGAGAAUGCGCUCCGGAAGGGCGAGGCGCUGCAGGCAUUUGAAAAAUGGAAAGAGAAAAAGAUGGAAUAUCUUAAAGAGAAAAAUAAGAAGGAGAAAGAAUAUGCAAGAGCCAAGAGGCAGAAAGAAGAGGAAACGGUGGCUGAGAAAAAGAAAGAAAACUUAACUGCGGUUGAAAAAUGGAAUGAGAAAAAGGAAGCAUUCUUUAAGCAAAAGGAAAAGGAGAAAAUAAAUGAGAAAAGAAAGGAAGAACUGAAGAGAGCUGAGAAAAACUAUAAAGAUAAGCAAGCCAUCAGUGAAUAUGGAAAAUGGCUGGAAAAGAAAGAAAAGCAGGAAAGAACCGAACGAAAACAAAAGAAACAGCAUUCCUUCCUCGACAAUGAGGCCCUUCCUCCAUGGAGCCCUCCGAGCAGAACUAUGUUCUCAAAAGUGUUUUGAUAAUUUUAGAUAAUAUUGUUCAUCAUUUCCCAAUUUUAGCCAGCGGUUUAAAAGCCAUUUAUCCAAUCCUUUAUAGUCGCAAGAAUCUGUUUUAACUAAGCACUAGGCACUUCUGCUGACAGUGGACAAGAUACUUUGGAGUUCGGUUGGUGAAGGUAUUUUUCCCGCUGUAGAUAAAGCGCCUCCAGUGGAAAGCUGACCGUCAGGUUGCCCCGCCUUAAGAUGAAUAAAGGUCUCUCAAGCCCUGGUAACAUUCGAAGUGAGGUGAUCCACCAUCACUUUCCCUAAACUCUGCAUGUUGUUUAAGUGUGUUUAAUCCCAGUUUAAAAAGGGGCCUCAUCUGGGUAUGGCAAUCAGAGACAAUUCAGUUUGUGGGUGGUUGUGCAUCUGGAUUCAGGGUUUAAAUGAAUGGUCCCUGGGCAGGAGGUUCCGCGAAUACUCCGCUAACCUGAUCUAGUUCACAAAUUGCAUCUGCACUGUGCAAGUUAAGUGGACCGUGGAAACAGUAGUUCACUAGAACUGCGAUCUGCAAGGCAUUUUAAGAAUUGCGCCUUACGUGUUAAUGAGUGCACUUUAUCUGUUCAGGCUUAAAUGACAAUCGUAGUCACUUUAUAAUUACCUCACCUCUGAAAUUUUUCUCUCUAAAUUCAUCUCGCUUUGUUUACUACUGCAGUGAUACCAGAAGAUGUGUUUCCUGAUAGUGAUACACUGCACCUUAGUUCCGCAUAGCGCACAGGAGCACAAGUCGUUGUUAGCAACAUUUUCUGCACUAAAGCCAUAAGGCGACGAAAGCACUGUUCUUCUUACCUGACCCAGAUUUUUAUAGCUUAUAUUUAGAAGUUAGCUGACCAGGAAAGUGAAUUUGUAGAAAAUACCUGAGGAACCUUUACUUACUACUUGCUGUGUCCCCAUGCUCAUAUUAACUGGACUCAUACUUGACCGGGUCGUCUCUUCUAAGACGAACAUUUGUCUGCUCUCAGACUCGAAGUGCCGUUUCAGUCAGUACUGCAGUGUGGAGACGGUGGAUGAAAAGAAACGGUGACUCAUCUCUGCCGAGUCUUAGGAAUUAUCUGUUCAGGGCAGGUGUUCCUAGCCACAUUUUGCAGGUAGAAACACUAAGUCUCAGAAAAACCAAACAGCUUGCCAUACAAGUGAUGCGUGAUUAGGUCUGAACCCGGAUCUUGUGACUGUGCGUGAGUGUCUUCUUCCUAGAGCCCCCACGCUUGCUUCCUGCUCCCUGGGGCUGCAGAGAGUCUGUCUGCUGUCAGGACCUCAGCAGCCGUCAACUUGGCAAUCACAUUUUAACUCUCAGAGUCCAGAAUCCUGUACUGCUGUCCAGAGGUCUCUGUCCCGGAAGACACGGCUGCUGUCAUUAGAGGCGGUGGAUCUCACUAAAUCUGCGAGCUGAAAUUUUGAGAGUUCAUAAGAUUUAAGGAGUUGGACAUCUUGCAUCUAGUGUUAUGAUGACAGAAAACUCAGUAGUUGACGGAGUGUGGGCUUCAAGACUUCAAACAAUUUGAGGAGGUUUCACACACUGUGAGCCUUUUGCUGCAGGGUGUUGCGAGGUAAGAUGCCAUGGAUUGCUUUGUAAGCUUAUACCGUGGAAAUAAGAGGGAGUUUGUAGAUAAAACUAGAAGCCUUUUUGUGCUGCCGGAACUAGGAGAAUACCUCGUACAGUUGCAGUGGUUCCAGCAGUAGGCACUAUCAGCAUGAGAUUCAGGAGCUUUCUCACUCAGCGGUGUGUCCCCCAUAGUACCGAACACAUGGGUACCAGGAGAGCUUGUGGAGUGUUUCUUACAUUGAAUUAGAUAUUCAGAGCUAAAAAUACAUUUGCAGUUCCAGAGAAGUAAAAGGAAAACCAGGAAAAGAUGCAGUACUUUGGGGAAGCAGAAGCCAUAGAUGUGUGUGUCAUGGAUUUCAUGUUAUUUACUUAAACUUCCUGAUCGUUUUCUUCUACGUUAGCGUAUUGAGUGGCUUACUAUUAUUACUUAUUAAAUUGUGAGGAUUGGAUGAGGUUAAUUAAGAGGAGAAGUACUUGACACAACAUUAUAAGGACUUAAUAUUCAUCGUCGUCAUGUACUGCUGGAGCCCCACAUUUCCCCACCCGGUGACUGGGAUGAUAAACGCAGGUGAGGUUGAUACUGGUGUCUGUGCUGCACCAGUCAAAAGAGAGCAGCACUGCCUUGUAGUGAGUCCCCUCAAAAGGAAAUGAAGCACUAACCCGAGUGUUGCUUGUGACGGAGGGUGAAACAGACAUUAAGAUGCUUGCAAAGACAGCAGGUAAUUUCCCUCAGUGGGAGUGGGGAUUUUGUCCAUCGUAACAGCAGCUUGCGUCAACUUGUGCUGGACUUACCUGGUCGCGUGAGGCCAUCCCUCCCAUAGCAGGUGUUGGGGGGUGGGUGCAAACCCAGUACUGUACUGUUGUUUACCUCCUGCAGUCCCAAAUCUGAGCCCCAAAGGGGAGAGCCAAGCCUGGUAAUAUCUUGUGAAUGUAUUUAGCUGUUUAAGGGCUGUGGUUUUCCCGUAUUUCCUUUAAUGGUGUAAAAUACUGGUGUAGAUAUCCGUUCGAGUAUUCAUUAACUUAUAGUAUGAGGCGAUGCUGCACUCAUAUUAAGAACAGUGCAAUCCUGUUCUCAUCUAGUCUUGUAAAUUACAUUGAGCACCUACCUGAAUGAUGAGAUUUGAAAGAAAAUAUGAAUUUUACAUAUAUUUUUAAAGUUACUGAAAAUUUCCCUUGAAGCAUAUUUGUGGGUAAAUUUAAAUAUUAAUAGGAAAUGUAAUUGAGGACCUCUCUUAUUUAUUCAUGUGCCCCCUUAGCACCAAACAUAAAGCCUGCCAGGCUGAAUUGCUAAGUAUCUUAAAUUGACUUGAGUGUCCAAAGCUAAAGAUACUUUGUCUACACAUAGAAACCUGUACAUGAAAUUAAAGUUAUAACCAAGACAAACGGUAAUGUUGCAUAAAUGAAAAGAACUAAUAUAGCACUUUAGAUCAGAAAGAAUAACUUAAGGAUUUUUAAAGAAAAUAACAACUGUUCGUGAAAUAACAGUAUUCUAGAGGUUUGUGUUUGCAUCACACUUUGAAAAUGUUAGUUCACUUUUGGUUUAAUUUUAUCAAAACUGAUAUUCCUGUCAUCACAGCAGUAUAUGACAGCAGUUAUGUAUCCAGAGUUACACAUUCCUUAGUAUGCUCCACCACACAUCUGAAUGGGAUUUUCAUGAUUCAAUAAACUUGGUCCAAACUCUCUUGCUAAAUUUAGUGAACUGAUUUUCAAUAACUCUGACUGCUCAUAGGUCUAGGGUCAAAAUUCAGGAUUCCCAGGUGUACUCUGCCCAGUUUUCCAGUUAGAUAAAGCUGAUACCUAAAAUAAUAAGAAUCUGGAAAACUUCCACGGUAGCUUUUGUUCACUGUGGUUAUUGUUAAUUUAGUGGGGUGGUGUUCUUGCGUCUACUUUCUUUUCCCUCCAUUGUGCCUUCCGUUACUGUCCACCAGACCAAAGCUGUGUGGAUACUGACGCUGCUUUUUAAAGUGUAGAAAAUGAGGAAGUUUCUUAAAUCCUGAGUCAUGGACUGGGAGACAGUAGAGAAAAGGACAUUGGCAAAAUGAAACAAAGCUCACAUUAGCCAAAAUCAUUCCCAAAAAAACUCAGCACAGAAAACUCAGAUUUCCCUAAUUUUAUCUUGGUUCAGAUUUUAAUAGUGCUGUAUUAAAAGGUAUUUAAACCCACAUCCGUCCAUUCUACACAAAACAAAUACAUUAUCAAUGUUCCAAUUAUGCUGGUUCAUAGAAUAAUAAAAUAUGUAAAUGCUAAGCUGAAGGAUUCUCUGAGUUGUUUUACUUUAAAAUGUCAUGUGAUCAUGUUCUUUUGGGAUUUAUGUGCUACAUGUAUAAUGUUAAUUUAGGUAGAAAAGAUUAUUGGCAUUGAAUUUAUAAUGUUUUAGAAAGUAAUGGGGAAGAUGUGUUUAAUGUCUACUUUUAGGUAACACAUUUUCAUGUAGUAACUUAUUAAAGUCACCUAUUCAAGAUGUA